AUGGCUUCCUCUCAGCCGACCUCACCUGUCCGAAGCCCCUCCCCAGACAGGUUCGAGCUUUCACCGAACUCCAAGCUCAAGAAGCUAUUGGCGGCUGUGGACAGCGAUUCAGAUGAUGGCCAUAAUCGAGCUGCCACGACAACACCUCAAUUUGCUCAACGUGCAUCCCCUACAGCCAGCAAUCGAAGCAAUGACGCGCCGGAGCGCGACUCGAGUGACGACGAUGUCCACCCCCGAGGUCGGAUCGCCUCUCGGAUGCAAAACGGUCAAAACGACGCGAGAGCACGCGUGAGGGAAUUGCUACAGAAUGCGGACGCGAAACAGAGCCGGGGAGGCUCUGCUGAUGUGGUGAUGGCAGACACGGCCUCCGGUCUGGGACAGGGAAGCGAGGAUGACAUAUUUCGGCCACGAGGUCGACUCGCGUCUCGUAUGCAAGGCGGUGACAAGAAGACUGAGGAGAACACAGACUCGAGCCCAAAGAAAUCGGCUAAGGAGGCCAUGGCCACGAAUCACCCCUCAAAUGACCCCGAGGAUAUCCAGAUGGCGGAUGGUGGUGCAGAUGAUGAGCAGGAGGACGACACCCCGGCGAAGCCAAGAAAACUCAAGCAGAGACAAAGAAGAAGCAAGACCCCAGAGUCUGAUAUCGCAACACCUCAAAAGGAGGCGUCACCUGGACUUUUCGUCACUCCAUCCAAAUCACCGACCUCAGCUCAGCCAUCAAGUCAGGCUGAGGGCUCGGGGAGUGAAGAUGAUGUCCCAGCUCUCAAGAGCAACCGCUUCCAGGCCCUGGUCGAGAAGAAGCGGAAAGAACGCCUAGCCCGCGAGGCCGAAGAAGCCCGGAAGAGGGAAGCCCGCGCUGCGGCAGCCGCGGAGCUCGGCGACGAUAACGAUGAUGAUGUCUCGGACAUCUCGGACGACGAAGGCGGCCGCAAACUGACGCAGACGCAAAAAGCGAAAGCUCGCCCAUCGCGGAAGGCCAGCAAGAAGGCUCUGGAGGAGAUGAAUCGCGAGACGCAACGUAUGCAGCGUGCCAUGCAGCUUGCUCAUGAGGCGAAAACCAAAAAGAAAAUUACGAAAGCGACACUAUUCGAGCGGUUCAACUUCAACCCUGGUGGAAAUGCAAUGAAGGAGAAGCUGCAGAGCUCCAGACGACCUCAGACACCUGGCUCUGCGAAGAGCACGGACGCAGAGAUGCGAGAUCCCGAAACACCUCCCAGCUCACCUCCUGCACGGGUCGAAGAUGUGCUCGGAAAGGAUCUGGCGGGCCUGCAGACGCAGGGCGGUGUCUCUGCUCCACAGCUGACCAGUGCUGAGGUCGAGGGGCAAACCGAGAAAGACAAGGACGACUUCCCCGACCUCUUGGACGACAUGCAAGCUUUUGCUCGCAAACCUGUCGACAAGAGCAAAGGCAAGGCCGAAACACCAGAGCUUGACAUUAAACCGCUAUCGAAGCGGCAGGUUCGAAUAAAGCUUCCACCAAUGCAAUCGAACAGAGUUGAACUUGGCCCUGGAAAUAAUAACGAUGGGGACGACGAUGACCUCGUCAUCCUCGAUGCAAAGAGGAGCAAGCUCGACGCCUUGUUCGAGCGCGCUCCAACAGAUAAGAGCAAAGAAUCGCGUUCGCUCUAUGCUCUCCGACAACUCGCUCAUCUCGACUCUCCAGAGCGCAAGGCGCACAAGAAAUCUGGCAAAGCUGCCAUGACUUCUGGCGAGCUGCUUGCUUUCCUCAACCAGCGCGCCCGCGAUCAGGCCAGGCUUGAGAAGGAACGGCGCAUGGAAAUGCUCAAGGCAAAGGGCAUCCAUGUCCAGACAGAAGAAGAGCGUGAGCGUGAUCGAGAGCAGAUUGAAGAUAUGGUGGCCCGCGCAAGACGUGAGGCCGAGGAGAUCAUGGCCCGCGAGAGGGAGGACGCAAAGAAGGAGAAGCGCGCCUCCGGGAAAGCUGACCCGCUGGCUUGGGAUGACAGUGGCAGCGAUGAUGACUACGUCGAGGGAGAAGAAGAGCAAAUCUCUGCCGAGGUGGAAUUGUCCGGGUCAGAAGAGGAAGAAGAAGACGAGCAAAUGGUCCUCGGUGACGACGAUGAUGAGCAAGAGGACGAUAAUGAAGAACGAGGACGCCUCAAGCAGGAAUCUGCUGCUCUAGGUUUCGUCGACGACGAUGCAGAAGAUGGUAGUGCAAGCGAGAUUUCUGCAAGCGAUCGGUCCUUCGUCGAUCCGGACGAGGAGGAAGAGAGGCACCGGUGGGGAGCGUCUGACGAAGAAGCGGAUAAGGCACCAGCCUUUGUUCAAGCUCGCCGACCGAAGAGGCCUACCGCCAUCAUUUCCGAUGACGAAGAUGAAUUGGAUAUUGAGGCCACGCCAAAGCCAAAGGCUCACUCUGUUACUUUCACACCUGCGCCCAAACCGAAAGCUGCCGCAUUUACUCCGGCUCCGAACAGCGAUUCUCCUGAAGUACCAACGUCGGUAUUGAGGUCUGCCAACAAAACCUUCAUUCCUGGGCUACCUGUGAACGCCGGGGGUCCCGCAGGUCUCGGACUGACGCAGAUAUUUGCCGGCACUAUGGACAGCCAGGCAAUGCCAUUCGAAGGCUCUCCAUCGCAACCCAUGCCCACAUUCGACAACUUCCCUGACUCGCAAUUCUCACAAAGGGCCACUGAUUCUGCGGAUGGCAUGGUCCUCGAUAGCCAACCGGUCUCAGCCACGCAGCAGGAUGAGACACAGGUUGGGGAUAAGGAGUCACAGAUCCAGUUCAACUUCACGCAAUCCCAAACGCACGGCCUGGACAGUCUUCUUAGGGAUGAUAUCAUGACGCAGACGUCCGAUUUUAUGAACCCUACCCAAGAUGAUGGUUUCCAAGACUGGACGCCUCUCAAAGAGAGAUUUGUAGAGCCACCAUCGGCGACUGCGGACACUGUCGCUCAUGAUCCGAGCCAGGUUGAGGAUAUAUCACAUCAAUCCCCUCUUCUGCAGAAACGGGGCCGACUCCGUAGGAAGGCUGUCGUUGCCUCAGACUCUGAGGACGAGGCCAACGAAACUAAUUCCGCCACCAAACCCAGCGCCUUCAAUGUCCUGCAAGACGCUGCUGCCAAAGAAAAGAAGCGGAAGGCCAGGGAGGAGUUCAUCAAGAAGAACAGCAAGGCUAAGGAGAUGGUAGAAGAGCAAGCACAGGAGUCCGAGGACGAGUACGCCGGGUUAGGUGGCGUGGAUGGCGAGGACAGCGACGAUGAUGAUGCUGCCUCUGUCCAUGAAAUGAUCGACGACCACACUCAGGGCAAUCAGGCAGACGAUAUCAACCUGGCUAAGUUCUAUGCUGACCGUGCCCGAGCCGAGGAUGAAAAACAAGUCGACAAACUUUUCAAAGACAUCACAACUGGCAUGCUCCGCCGGAAACGUGGCGCGGGAGAGUUUGACCUUGACGAUGAAGACGAUGGCGGCGAGGCCCGUCGACGCAUGAAGAGGCGGCAGUUCGCCAAGAUGCAGAAGGCCCUCUUCGCGGACGAACGUAUUUCCAAAGUUGCUGAGAACCCACGUAAUCAGGCGUUCAUGCGCACCAUUGAAGAUAUUGGCAGUGAUGAGGAAAUGGACUUCCUGUACGAGCCAGCUCCCGAUGACAACAAAGACAGCCAAGAGGGUUCACAGGACAACCAAGCACCAAAAUCUGCCUCUGUUGUACCGGACAGCCAGCCAGUAGCUGCUGGUAAUAUGAAUGCCCCUGCAAGGAGGGCGCCGGCGGCUGAUAGGCGACCGAAGACUGGCAAGAAGCCUUCUGAUAUUGGCGAGAUCCGCGAGACUCUGUCCAAUCUCCUGGACGAGCCUAGUGGUAACUCAAUCAUCUCAGCCACUGAGUUCGGGUCUGACAGCGAGGACGAUGGCGGUGACGAGGAAGACGGUGAAUCCUCGAACAAGGAAAAUACCAACCCGCGCCGCGGCCGCACCCAGCACGCCGGCCAGGUAGUGGACCGUAUCAGCCUCAAGCGGCAGGGCUCCUCCAAUGUCUCCACCACAUCCAAUGGCGGGCGCAUGGCUUUCGCUGCGCCCAACUCUAGCAGUGCAGGCUUCAAGGUGCCUGCGCUGCUGCGCCGCGCGACGACCAACUCCCUGAUAUCCACGGGUUCUAGCGCGUCCGGCAAGGGCGCGGCUGCCUCCAAUGGCGGCAGUGCGGGCGGGUUCGGCGACGACGCCAAGAUCAAGAGCAAGGCGGGCAAGAAGAGCGGCAUCAGCUACCUCGCGCGGGAGAACGACCGCCGCAAGGCGAUCGACGAGGCCGAGAAGCGCCGAGAGCAGAAGAAGUUCCGCGCUGUGGAGGGGCGUAGCAAGGUUGUCGGUGGGCUUUUUGGAGCUGGCAAGUUUGAGUAA
Diaporthe amygdali is the source of this 4353-nucleotide messenger RNA. RefSeq lists its product as uncharacterized. The coding region runs from base 1 to 4353 and encodes 1450 amino acids. The transcript has 2 exons. Lineage: Eukaryota; Fungi; Ascomycota; Sordariomycetes; Diaporthales; Diaporthaceae. The record is from RefSeq and is a predicted model, not a curated record. Gene Ontology annotation, molecular function: anaphase-promoting complex binding. Gene Ontology annotation, biological process: mitotic DNA replication checkpoint signaling; mitotic G2 DNA damage checkpoint signaling; activation of protein kinase activity.